GUGCACAACUUCUGGGAAGAGAACAAAAAAAAAAAAAAUUGGUGGAGUAAAUGCCAAUACAAAGAGUGGAGAGAGAAAAAGAAGAAGAGCGCGCGCAUUCUUGCUCUCUCUUGUUAUCACUUGCGCGGCAAUUGUUAUUGUUCCGACAAAUUCACAAUUGUCCAGCCUAAAUACUUAAUUUUUGCGACUUAUAGUCUAUAUCUGUGAAUUUUAUGUGGAAUUGUGUUAAAACACCAGUUCGCGCGAAAAGCGAGAGUGAUCGCAAGUGUUCGAAUUAAAAAUAGCGUUAGCGUCGCCAAUUGAAGGCCACCUGUCGAGUGCACUGCCUGCGGAUAUUUGUGCCCAGUGAAGCGUGAAUCUGCAGAAAGCGCUUCAUUCGCUGAAUUAUGCGAUUGUGUAUUGUGUUCUGGUAAAAAACAACCACUGGAAUUCACUUUACGCACAAAACGACUUUAGAACGCAGCAGGAUGUGGAAAGCGUAGGAGAAAAAAGGGUAGUAGACAACACGCAACGAAGGCCGGAAAACGUGGAAAUGACUGGCUAAUUAAUUAGCAAAGUAGGCAAAGGAAAAGCGGCGAAAAUAGGUGUACCUUCUAAAUUCCGAUUUGUUGCAAAAUUUAUACCGAGCCAAGGCUUAAAAUGACAUCAUACGCAAAUGACACAACGACAGCAGCAGCAACAACAGCCACAUCGGCGGCAGCAACAUCAGAUGGCGCAGCAGAGGCGGCAACUACAGCUGUCCCCGCCCACCAAUCAGCUGUGGGGGGCGUGGCGCCAUCAGCUGAUUCGUCCAAAGUCAAGAGCCGCGACAAUUUGUCCAUUGGCCGCGGCCACUAUGGCGAUGACGAUGGCAACAGCAGCGACGGACGCGAAAAGGCCGACACAACACCGGAAAAUAUCAAGAAAAUCGCCGAAAUCAUCGACAGUCCAGAUGGCACCACCUCGGCCAAUUCGCCAAUACCCUCGCCCCGACAUGUCCAGCUUCGGCAUCCCGUGAAUCCCGGCUUCGUGGGCCUCGGCGCAGCCAUCGAUGACUCCUGCGGCAAGUUCUGCCUUGGCAAGCCGCCACCAUCGCCGGCCGAGAAAGCAGCUGCGGCACAAAGCAGAGCGAACCAGCAACAUGGCACUCCAACAGCCAACAGCAGCAGCAACUCCAAUCAUAAAUCAGCGGCUGAUGACGAGGAGAACUCGAGCGAGUCGAAUACAACCACGAAAGCUUCGCUGGCCUUCACCAUUGAUCAUUUCGAUGCCUCCGAGAACGAUUCUGCGGCACAGGCGGCGCGCUACAAGAACAUGAUGGAGCGUUUCCAGAAUCGACACAAGCGCGGCGCCUCCAUGUCCAAGCUGGAGACGGAGAAGGAUAACACGACGGCCACAUCGAACAGUGGACGGCAGUCGCAGAGGAGCAGCCUGGAUGCUGGCAGCAGCAUGGCGGACGAUGUCUCCUCCCUCACAGCAGCCACGCCCAGCAGCGAACAGGCGCCUCCGGUGCAGGUGAAGAUGCGGGUGCGGGAUCGUAGCGCCUCCCGGGUGAGAGAUGCCUCCAAGCGGCACAGUUGGUCGCCCAGGAGCUCGGCCAAUGCAACCGAACCAGUCGCAGCACCUGCGCCCAGACCCGCCAGCCGAUCGAAACUGCCACCGCCGCCGGCGGCGAACAAGGGUACCUCCAACAUGGUGGCCAACCGCACGGCCAAUCAGUUCACACCUCGCUCCACCGCCAUGCAGCUGGCCCUGCGCCAGGUGGAGAUGCUGUGCCCACAGCCGCCGCUAGCCGAUGGCAAACCGGCGGCCGAGAACGAUGCAGUCAGCGAGGCAGGCACCUACACCCUCGAUGGGGACAACUAUACGGAGGAGCAGAAGGAUCUCAUGAACAUCGAUAGAAAUUUGAAGGAGGCAGCUGCCAAGCAGCGGCCCAAACAAUUGCCAGUUAAGUCCAGCCGGGGCAGCAACGUCCUGGAGGUCAACUACUACCACGAAACGCCGCUGCAAGAGCAGCUGCCACAGCAACUGCCAGCACAGAGGAGCUCCACAGGUGCCUAUCUGGAUCAACUCAAGAGUCGCGUGCUGCGUCAGCAGGUGCCCCUUUCGCCACCCACUCCGCCUUCGCCGGCAGCGGAUAUGGGCUGCUUUACCAGUGUGACCACCAGCGGAGUGCUGGCCAAACAGCGCGCCCUGGAUACCCAUCCGAAGCACAGUCGACACUCGCACAGCCUGUCCACCUCGCAGAUCGACAGCUCUGAGUAUGUGAGCAACGAGGCUAAACUGAGGCACACGCAGGCCUUGUCCGGAUCGGCCACCGAUCGCCAGAAGGCCGAGUACCGCCUGAAUGUGUUCACCACUAGCACCAAUCAGCAGCACCAGUUGCCGGAUACACCCACCACGCCCACACAGAGCUCGGAGGCCGCCCUGCUGCAGACGGCGCAGACCAAGCAGGAUUGGAUCCAGGAGUGGGCACGCAAUGCGCGUGCAAGGAGCCUGGCCCAGGAUGUGAGUGGCACGAGCGCCGCUCGCCGGAAGCAGCAACAGCAGCAGGCGCAAGCGCAGGCACAGCAACUGAUGACACGCAGCUAUAACUGCUCCGACACGGGAGGCGAUUCCUUGACGGAUGACAGCCUCAGUUUGUACAACCAGCAGCGGCAGUAUGCGGCGGCAGCCAAGCUCAAUCGCGGACUGGCGGAGCGGUAUCGCCUACUGGGCGACUGUGACUACGCCAGCGAUCCGGCGCUGUGCAGCCAUGGCGGUGGUGGAGGUGGACAGGUGCUGGAACCAGGUUACAAGCCACCAAAGAGUCCCAGCAAGAUUCCCUCGCCGCUGCACACGCUGGGACGUGCGCGCAGUGCCAGUCGCUCGCGCCCGCCAACGGAUGCAUACUUGGAGCAAACGGCUGCGGCCAUUAGUAAUCUCCAGCAGUCACUAUCACGCAGAAGUUCGGUUAAGUCCCCGGCACAGAGCAGUCCGCAGCACAGUCUGGAAUCGGGAAUGGGUGCCGGAGCAGGCGGUGGCUAUAGACGAUCUCCGCUCCAUCGAGCGCUCAUGACCAGCAGCAUCAAUGAGGCGCAGCUGCAGUUGCUCACCAGUGGCGAGUAUCUUCUCAAGCAAUUGCGUCGCCGCAAGAACUCCCUAGAAUAUGAUCCUGGUCAAGAAGUGGAGCAUGUUGAGCCAGCAGCUGCACCCUUGUCGCCGCUGCGUCGAUCGAGUAGCUUCCAGCAGCAGCAGGGCCAGCAACCUGUGCGUCAGGCGCGUCCCAAUUUCCAGAACCUCUACACACCGCCCGCUGCCCGUCAUGCCCACGCCUUGAGCACCGUUCACCAGCAACAGCAGCAGCUAAAGAAAUCCGCCAGCAGCAACAAUUUCGAGCAGGCUUACAGCGACUACGACAACGAGUUGCAGUAUUAUAUAAACGAUGAGGAUGAAAUGGGCACUACUGGGGCCUACUACUCCAGCAACGAAGAGGAGGAGGCUGUGGAGAACCACGAAGAUCAGAGCGCCGUGCCGCUAAGUAACACGCGCAUGAACAAGGCACUGCUGAUGCGGAUCGAGAGAAGCAAACAGAGGGUGGCUGGAACACAGGCGCCGGCCAAACCAACCUCAGCACCAGCGGGCAAGCUGAGCAUGGCACAAAGUGGUGCUGGCUUGGUGGCCUGCCCCAAUACUCCCGAAAUGCCACGCCGGGGAAUCAAGAGUGCUCCCAGGGCAGCUCCAGGGUCGGGCAAUCGAAUCGCCCGCCAGUCAAUGCCCCGGGAGACGAGUCUCAGUCGACUGGCACAGCAGGUGCCCAGCUCUCUGGCCAACGCUAAGAAGCAGCUGCUCCAAACCGCCAAUGCCGGUGUCACCUCCAAUCCAAGGGAUCAGCGUGUGCAGCCCAAAUACCUGGACAUAUCCAAGUACAAGUCGGCGCAAUCCAACAACUUUUUGCGCAAGAACGAUGCCAAGAGUACUCUGAAGCCAGCAGAUCAAAUGAAACGAAGUCCCAGUGCCUCAUCCAUGGGUCUGAGUCGCGGCGAGGGAACGCGAGCCAGUAAUCGGAGUGUGCGUAGUGCUGCCUCUGCAAUGAACACCAGUACUACUUCGCUGGGCGGUGGAAAUCCAGGAUCACGCAACUCGUCAGCAAUUCGUCGCGAUGCCUCAGUGAACAAGCAAAAGGAGGCCGAAAUGGCCAUGUGGAAGCGUCGAUCUACCUAUGAUCCCAUGAAGGCGGCAGCCGAGGAUCGCCGCAAGAAGGAGGAAGCGCGACGAGCUCAGAAUGAAGCUCAGCGACAGAUCAACGAUGAGGUUGAUGAAAUGCCUUUUGAGAGUGUGCUGCGCCCAGCCAACAAUAUGACCAUCACGAGCGGCGGCAACAGCUACAGUCCUCGAAACUCCGUGGAAAACGACGCCUGGACGCUUGGUGAAUCCUCCGAGUAUGGGGAAUAUCCCGAUGACUACGAUGAAAACGAUGAGGUGCAUGGCGAUGAGGAUGAGGAUGAGGAUAUUGACUACGUUGGCCAGGAAUCCGACGAUGUUUUCGAAACGGAAUCCGGCGAGGCUGCAGUUCAGGGCGCACAGUAGACAGCUAUAGAACUAAACAAAACACAAACCAGCAACAGUGAUAAAUAAUUCGAUAUAUACAUAACUCUAUAUAUAUGUAUAACAUAUUGUAUUUCUUAGCGAUUGAUAAUGCGAAAUACGUAUAACCUUAGCUGACAUGAUUUUCCCUUGGCUUGUUCGACCUAUCUAAAUGAAGUUUUGUAUUUUGAAAACCGGAGAUCAUCGAAAUAUGCAAUAAACUGAACACGCUAAAUGAAAAAGUUAACCACUUCAGAUCUGUCCACAUGCCGUAGCGUAUUUUUUUUUAAAUAUUUUAUUGCUGAAAUAUUCACUUCAUGAAUUGAAUUCGAUAAAAAUAAUAAGUUGCAAAGCGUUGAAAGCUUAAAGGAUUUCUGAAAUUGUACAAACAUAACUUAAAAAUGGAAUAUGCUUUAAAUAGAUAUUCUGACAUUGUCGAUUUGGUGCAAAUAACUAUAAUAUAUAUGGAAAAAUACUCAGAUGUGUCCUAGGCCUUGUGAAGUUUGAAGAGUUAGAAAUGGAUUUAAAGUCGAGCCGAAAUGACUGCAAUCAAGUGCUAAACGAAACAAUGUAAUUUUAAGAAUUGCUUACCAAAAACACGCGGUAAAACUGACCAAGAGGAAUUGAAUUGUUUUGUAAUCUGAGCUGAAAUUUAAUGCGUUCGAGAUCGGCCCUUUCUUUGCCCAAACACGAUUACUGGGAAUUAGUUUGGUUUUUGGUAAGAAUUUGUAGUUACUCAUCAACUCAUGUCUGUAGGUUUUUAUAUACAUAUAUGCGAACACACGAUGGAAGGUAGCUUACAUAACAAAUUACGAUACUGUCUAGUUUUAUAUAUGCAUA
Messenger RNA from Drosophila erecta, 5385 nucleotides. RefSeq lists its product as uncharacterized. The record is from RefSeq and is a predicted model, not a curated record. The transcript is spliced from 7 exons. The coding region runs from base 640 to 4548 and encodes 1302 amino acids. Lineage: Eukaryota; Metazoa; Arthropoda; Insecta; Diptera; Drosophilidae.